This is a messenger RNA of Anopheles aquasalis, 1912 nucleotides long. Its product is annotated as zinc finger protein 771-like. Gene Ontology annotation, biological process: regulation of gene expression. The record is from RefSeq and is a predicted model, not a curated record. Gene Ontology annotation, cellular component: nucleus. Lineage: Eukaryota; Metazoa; Arthropoda; Insecta; Diptera; Culicidae.
UGCUGAUCGACGCUAGAACUCGUAUGAAGAUCGGUCAGUGUAAAUCGUGUCGGAAAGUGCUUUUUUCCAUCUUUUUGUGAUACGCAGAGUUGACCAGGAUGCUCAAGAAAUUCUGCCGUAUCUGCUUAACGGCAACGGGUGUUGAGUACAGCAUUGACGAAGCUAUCAACAGCGAAACUUCGUUGUAUACGGUGGUUUGCAAACUGUGUCCUGAAGCAUUCCCCGAUAAGAGCAAUGAAUGGUCGAGGCUCGUCUGCCAACAAUGCAGGAAACGAAUCUUAAAUGCUCAAGAGCUAUACGAUCUAUGUAAGAUAAGCAUUGAGUGUUUUGAGGAGCUAUAUCCAAGUGGAAAGUGCAGAAACCCGAGUGCGAGCGAGAAUUUCGCUGAAGAAGAGCAAUGCGAAUCCCGUCCUGAAAUGGAUGAUAUAGACGUGCUAGAGGAAGACGCCGAGAUCGUAAGAUCAUUUCUUGGAUUGAACAGGACUGUGGACGAUGCUCCAAACAACGAAUUGUACACAGAGCAAACAGAUUCUUCCAAGAAUGAGUGGGUAUUCUCCACGAGAAAAGAUACAACAGCAUUAGAACAAUCGCAUGAUCAAGAUGAGUUGUAUGAUUCCUGUAUCUUGGAUGAACAGAACAAAACUCAAAACGAUCGUUCUGGUACAUUCGGGAACGAAAGUGUGGAUUUAAACGACACAAAUUACGCUACAGAUUUCCAGAACUCGCCUCGAUAUUCUUUGAUAAUGGAAGAAGAUGGGCAUUACGACAGUAUAGUUUCACUUGCAAAGUCCCAGCGAAAUGAAACGUUCAAUGGUUUAAUAGAUUCUAUCAUUUAUGCGAAUGUGUUUAACGAUGAGAUACCUGAACUACAUCGAAGAAAGAAGCUUUGUUGCACGUUUUGUGAAGAAGAAAUCUUUUCAUCGCAAAUUCUUUUGAAUAAACACUUGAAAGAGUUGCAUUUGGAUAAGAUAUUCAUGUGCAAUCCGUGCGACAGAGUAUUUGUGGACGAAGAAACGUAUAACACUCAUGAAAAAUAUCAUUCAUUGGGUCGUUGUUGCUUCUGUACGAUCUGUGAAAAGGGUUUUGAGAUACCUAAAUCAUUAAGAAAACAUAUAGCCUCACAUGAGCAUUCCUGCAUUUGUCCAUCUUGUGGCGUGAAAAAGGAUGAUUACGCUAAACUUGAGAGCCAUAUAAAGAGCCAUGAGAAAGUUAAACCAUUUGCCUGCCACUUAUGUCCGCUACGGUUUCAUUUUAAAGGUAAUUUGAAUGCGCAUGUAAAAAGGCACCAAAACAUAAGAAAUUUUCCUUGUGAUGUAUGUGGGAAACGACUGUCUUCCAAACGUAAUUUAGAUACUCACCAGCGUACGGUGCACAUGGGCGAGAAACCUUUUCAAUGCGAAAUUUGCGACAUGAGAGUUGGUACCAAAAUGCAAUUGUCCAAACAUAUGAUAACGCACACCGGCGAAAGGCCUCAUGGGUGCAUGUUCUGCGAUCGGCGAUAUGGUGCUUUAAAUGAUUUAAAGGACCACUUACGGAAACAUCUCGGAGACAAUAUAUACCAGUGCGAUCGGUGUGAUGCUUCUUUUCGCUUGAUUAGAGAACUGAGGCAACAUUACGCAGUUCAUUUCCAAGACGGUGCGGAUGCGGAUGCGUCGAGUUCCUUAAACUCAUCGGAUUUCCGAUUUACUCUUGACUACAUUGUGAACCUGCGUCGCCAGAAAGAGCUAUCUAAAUUGAAGUAUGUUGAAGAACAUAUUUCGUCCGAUCAAUAAAGUGAAUUUUAAGUAACGAGGCAAAUACCACCCGUCUCACAUUGUAAGAACCUUGGCUGUGUGACGUUCGUGCCUUCGUUUUGUUUGUAAACAGAUGCUGUUCUAAAAAAAUUGAGAUUUUAAUCCGUGGUGCUGAAGUG